Amaranthus tricolor (Joseph's coat) is the source of this 2459-nucleotide messenger RNA. RefSeq names its product probable flavin-containing monooxygenase 1. The transcript is spliced from 5 exons. Bases 719 to 2284 code for a protein of 521 amino acids. Gene Ontology annotation, molecular function: N,N-dimethylaniline monooxygenase activity; NADP binding; flavin adenine dinucleotide binding. NCBI's taxonomy places the organism in Eukaryota, Viridiplantae, Streptophyta, Magnoliopsida, Caryophyllales, Amaranthaceae. The record is from RefSeq and is a predicted model, not a curated record.
UAAAUUACCAACAACUCAAAAUCUAAUAUUGGUUAAUUAUAUGAGUUCACUCUUAUCAUAUAACUGCGAAAUAUUAUAUAAAUAUUAUCAAAACAAGAUGUUAUUAAGAGUACUAUUUUUAAACUGUAGAUCAAGAGUUCGAAUCAUAAUUCCUACAUACCCAGUGUUUUUGUUUGAACAAUAUCCUUGGCUCCAUUAACUAAAUCUAAAAUCGGCCACUAUUAUAAAUAAGUUACUCCCUCCGUUCCUUUUUGAUCUUCCACAUUACUAUAACGGGUAGUUUCAAAAGUUCUUCCACUUUAGAAUACUUUCUAUUUUUAGAAAGUUUUUAUCCCACUUUUACCCCUUAAAACCCCACUUUUACCCCUUUUCUUUUAUUUAUAAUUAUUUUCUCUCUCAUACUUUCAAUACAAUUAUUACUUCACACUACUAUUUAAUUAAAAUAAUACCCACUACAACCUCAUACUUCCAAUACAAUCAUUACUUUCCACUAUUAUAUAAUUAAAAUAAUACCCACAACCACCAAAGAUUCUCUUUUUCUUAAUCUUUGUGAAAUACCCAAAUAGGAAGAUCAAAUAGGAACGGAGGGAGUACCUCUUAUUGUCCUUAUUUCGGUGUUCAAGGCUCAUUUUUUUAAUUUUAUGAAUCACUCAAAGUAUAAAAAUAAGUAGCAUACUUUAGUGAGUACUCCGCUCCACUCAACCAAAUUACAAAAACCAUGGAAACAAAUUGUAAAGUAUGCAUAAUUGGAGCAGGCAUAAGUGGUCUAUCAGCAUGCAAAUAUGCCCUCUCUAAGGGUUACAAUCCCAUAGUUUUUGAGUCCAAAAGCACCAUUGGUGGUGCUUGGACAAAUACUCUUGAGAUUACAAAACUCCAAACUCCUAAACAACUCUACCAAUUCUCUGAUUUCCCAUGGCCUUCUUCUAUUUCAACACUAUACCCUGAUAAAGACCAAGUUAAAGAGUACCUUAAUUCUUAUGCUAAACAAUUUGAUUUACUUAAGUACAUUAAAUUUAAUACCCAAGUGUUGAGUAUUAAGUAUGAAGGUCCUUCCCAUGAAGAGAUCCAAUCUUGGGCUCUUUGGAAUGGGAAUGGUGACCCUUUUGGUAAUAAGGGUAAGUGGAUUCUCACCACUCAAGAACUGCCCAAUCAAUCAAUCAAGAUGAUGGAAGCAGAAUUUGUGAUCUUGUGUAUUGGAAGAUUUAGUGGGCUGCCGAACAUACCAAAGUUUCCUUCAAGCAAAGGACCAGAGGUUUUUGAAGGGAAGGUUAUGCAUUCUAUGGAUUAUUCUGCUUUGGACUACGACUCUGCUAGAAAUUUGGUUAAAGGGAAGAGUGUUACUGUAGUUGGCUUCCAAAAAUCUGCACUUGAUACUGCUAUGGAGUGUUCAAAUGCUAAUGGAAAAGAACUUCCAUGCACAAUGAUAUGUAGGAAUCCACAUUGGAAUGUGCCUGAAAAUUUUCCAUGGGGAAUUAACAUCUCAAACUUGUAUUUGAACCGCUUUUCUGAACUCUUGCUUCACAAGCCUGGAGAAGGUCUUCUUCUUAGUCUUCUAGCCUCAUUUCUUUCACCUUUGAGAUGGGGAAUCAGCAAAGUAGUGGAAGCAAGUAUUAAGAAAAAAUAUCCUAUCAAAAAAUAUGGGAUGGUUCCUGAUCAUAGCUUCCUACAAGAAAUGAACACUUGUACAUUUGCAACAAUCCCAGAAGGUUUUUAUGAAAAUGUUGAGAAAGGAAACAUCAUUUUGAAAAGGGCCCCAUCCUUCAGCUUCUUCAAUGGUGGUGUUGUACUUGAAGAUAGCAGUAUUGGUUAUAAGGAAUAUAUAAAGACUGACUUGGUUAUUCUUGCUACUGGUUUCAAAGGAGAACAAAAGCUCAAACACAUUUUUGAAUCUCAAUUUUUUCAGGAUUGUUUAUUUGGCCCCUUACACAAUACUAUUCAUUUAUACAGAGAAUGUAUUCAUCCAAAAAUUCCACAAUUAGCAAUAAUUGGACAUUCAGAGAGCGGUUCGAACUUAUACACGUCAGAAAUGAGAUGUCGUUGGUUAUUUGAACUACUCGAUGGAAAAUUCAAAUUACCAAGCGUAGAAGCAAUGGAAAACGAUAUCUUAGAAUGGUGCAAAUUCAUGAAAAUGUAUUCAGGUAAUAACUACAAAAGAGCUUGUAUUGGAGCAUUGCAUAUUUGGUAUAAUGAUCAACUUUGCAAAGACAUGGGCAUAAAUCAUAGGAGAAAGAAUGGUUUCUGGGCUGAGUUGUUCCAGCCAUAUGGCCCACUGGACUAUGCUUAAGGUUAAUAAAUUUUAGGAAGAUUUAUUUGACAAAUUCUUCCUCUUCUUUUUAUUAUUAUUUUAUUGCACUUAUUAAUGUACUUUUAGACUCUUUUUGGUGUGCUUAUUCCGUUACAUUUAUAAUAAAAAUAAUCUUUAUUCUAAGAUUACUUUAAUUGCUCAGAUGAUUAUUCCA